GACCGACCACGACGCACGCUAGCACGCACGAAGCCAAACAAGAGGAGGGGGGAGAAGCUGAGGAAACCCGCACCCGCGUCCGCGUGCUCUGCUCCGCCCCUGGUCCAUCCGCUCCCCUCCUCUUCCGCCGCCGCUCCGCUCCGCGCCUCGCCCGGCCUUCCCAGAGGAAGGAAGGGGCGCCGAGGCCCGCCAAAGCGUCUGUUCGGCAGCGUGCUCCGGUGCUCGUCGUUCGGGGGAUGGCGUACCGUGCGGACGACGACUACGACUACCUGUUCAAGGUGGUGCUCAUCGGGGACUCCGGUGUCGGCAAGUCGAACCUGCUCUCGCGCUUCACGCGCAACGAGUUCAGCCUCGAGUCCAAGUCCACCAUCGGCGUCGAGUUCGCCACCCGCAGCAUCCACGUCGACGACAAGGUCGUCAAGGCCCAGAUCUGGGACACCGCCGGCCAGGAAAGAUACCGAGCUAUCACAAGUGCGUACUAUCGUGGAGCUGUAGGGGCACUUGUUGUCUACGAUGUCACACGGCAUGUCACCUUCGAGAACGCGGGGAGGUGGAUGAGGGAGCUCAAGGAUCACACGGACGCCAACAUCGUGAUCAUGCUUGUCGGGAACAAGGCGGACCUGCGCCACCUCAGGGCUGUCCCGACCGAAGACGCGAAAGCGUUUGCUGAGAGAGAGAACGCCUUCUUCAUGGAGACGUCGGCCCUGGAGGCGAUGAACGUGGAGGACGCUUUCACCGAAGUGCUCACCCAGAUCUACCGCGUCGUGAGCAAGAAAGCCCUCGACAUUGGCGAUGAUCCUGCUGCGCCUCCCAAGGGGCAGACCAUCAACGUCGGCGCCAAGGAUGAUGUGUCUGCGGUGAAGAAAUCUGCCUGCUGUUCGUCUUAGAUUGAAAUGAUAGAGCAUGUACUUGAUACUUUUGUAGUAGAGGGCACACGAUGUUGUUGCAGUCAUGGUCCUCGUCUGUAUUCUUGCGUUACCAAGUGUUUCGUGUUCAUUUCGCCAUUUGAUACAUUUAUUCAUUCAGGACUUCAGUUUGCUGGUAUAGUUUAGGGAUUUGAAAUUGUGCGGCUAUCAGAUUUUCAAACAGGCCUUCUCUC
Messenger RNA from Phragmites australis (common reed), 1099 nucleotides. Its product is annotated as ras-related protein RABA1f-like. The record is from RefSeq and is a predicted model, not a curated record. Gene Ontology annotation, cellular component: endosome. The transcript is spliced from 2 exons. NCBI's taxonomy places the organism in Eukaryota, Viridiplantae, Streptophyta, Magnoliopsida, Poales, Poaceae. Gene Ontology annotation, molecular function: GTP binding; GTPase activity. The coding region runs from base 237 to 887 and encodes 216 amino acids.